Molecule: messenger RNA, 318 nt
Organism: Nicotiana tabacum (common tobacco)
Lineage: Eukaryota; Viridiplantae; Streptophyta; Magnoliopsida; Solanales; Solanaceae
Source: RefSeq, a predicted model, not a curated record
AUGUCGGCGAAUGUGAAAUUAUUUUUCGAUUUUAGAGCCAGAGAAUGUGAAUUAGUUAAUGAAAAUCGUAGUUCGAGCCAGAGCAGUACUGUUGAGUCGUCGCCGGCGGUAAUAGUGGAGAACUCGUCGCCGGCAAUGAUGUUGGACUCAUCGCCGUUGAAUCUCAGCUUUGGUGAAUCCGGUAGUUUAUUUAGCAUGGUGUGGGUAGGUUUUUGUUGCAGAACCAUUUGUUUCACGGUUCUCCGGUCGCCAGAGGAAUCGACGGAGAAAACGGCGGAGUUUAAUGUCGACGUUGGUGGAGGUGGUUCCGGCGAAUAA